GUACAGCUCUAAGUUCAUAGGCUGCUUAUUUACAGGAAGAACUACGCCCAUACUUUUCAUUGCCUAGGGUUAUGGAUGGUCUUUUCAGCCUUGUAAAUAUGCUGUUUGGUAUCAAUGUUGAGCCUGCUGAUGGAUUAGCUCCGGUUUGGAACAACGAUGUGCGGUUUUACCGCGUGAAUGAUUCCUCUGGAAGUCCCAUUGCCUACUUUUAUUUUGAUCCAUACUCUCGUCCGUCUGAGAAACGUGGAGGUGCAUGGAUGGAUGAAGUUGUUAGCCGAAGCCGUGUAUUAUCACUAGAUGGUGCCUCUACUAGAUUGCCUGUUGCCCACAUGGUUUGUAAUCAAAUGCCACCAGUUGGGGAUAAACCCAGCCUAAUGACAUUCCGCGAGGUUGAGACUGUCUUCCAUGAAUUUGGACACGCCCUUCAGCAUAUGCUCACUAAGCAGGAUGAGGGUUUGGUUGCUGGUAUAAGGGGCGUAGAAUGGGAUGCUGUGGAAUUACCAUCACAAUUCAUGGAAAAUUGGUGCUAUCACAGGGAUACUCUGAUGGGCAUUGCUAAGCAUCAUGAAACUGGAGAGUCUCUCCCAGAAGACAUAUACAAGAAGCUUCUUACUGCUAGGACUUUUCGUGCUGGUACCUUAAGCCUUCGGCAGUUGAGAUUUGCAACUGUUGAUCUUGAGUUACAUGCAAAAUAUGUUCCGGGUGGCUCAGAAUCAAUCUAUUGUGUUGACCGACGGGUCUCUAAGAGAACCCAAGUGCUUCCUCCACUCCCAGAGGAUAAGUUCCUUUGCAGUUUCAGUCACGUUUUUGCGGGUGGAUAUGCUGCUGGAUACUACAGUUACAAGUGGGCAGAGGUUUUGUCUGCAGACGCUUUCUCUGCAUUCGAGGAUGCUGGGCUAGAGAAUGAGAAGGCUGUGAAAGAAACAGGCCACAGAUUCAGGGAGACCGUUCUUGCUCUUGGAGGUGGAAAGGCUCCAUUGGAGAUGCAUAUUCAGGUUUUCGUGCAAUUUAGAGGUCGGGAACCUUCUCCAGAACCGCUGCUUAGGCAUAACGGCCUACUCCCAGCUACUGCCUCUGCAUGAGAUCGUUUUAAAACCUUGUGCAAUCUUAAUGGCCACUAGAAGUAUUUGCAUGCUUUCACGCCAUUGGAUGUAACUGCAUUUUUUUCAAGGCUUGAUAUAUUAUUUAUUUCAGAACGAGCUUUGUUAUUGAGAAUCGGAUAAUAUGGAUUAGUAGCAUCUGAUUUACUGGUUAUAAAUGAAUUUCUUGGUUCUUCCUCGUC
Messenger RNA from Nicotiana tabacum (common tobacco), 1282 nucleotides. The record is from RefSeq and is a predicted model, not a curated record. NCBI's taxonomy places the organism in Eukaryota, Viridiplantae, Streptophyta, Magnoliopsida, Solanales, Solanaceae.